This is a messenger RNA of Rotaria sp. Silwood1, 942 nucleotides long. Lineage: Eukaryota; Metazoa; Rotifera; Eurotatoria; Philodinida; Philodinidae. The record is from the annotation of a GenBank genome assembly.
AUGGGCUGCAGCACAUCAAUCAAAACAGUAAGUUCUGCCAAUUCCCCUAUUCCUAUUCCUGCCGAAAUAAACUCACCCGCACAUCCUCAACUUUCUCAAGACUCCGUCACGAACGAAGAAAAUUCCCCUAUUCCUAAUCCUGCCGAAAUAAACUCACCCACACAUCCUCAACGUUCUCAAGACUCCGUCACGAACGAACAAAAAGGCCAACAACGUGCGCAAGCACAAGAUCUUGUGCAAGAUUAUCUUCUACUUUGGCUUGAUGGCAACUUGGAUGAGUCAAACGAAGAUUUUCGCAAUUCAAUUAAGCGAUUGCGCCUGACUGUCGAUACUAUUGAGACAUUUCGUGAUGCUGAUGAAUGUCUUAAAUAUAUUUCAAGUUUCAAAAAUGAAAAAGCUUUCCUCAUUGUAUCUGGGGCUCUUACGAAGAAUGUCGUACCACGUACUCACGUCAUGCCUCAAAUUUAUGCAAUCUAUAUAUUUUGUCGCGAACGAUUGAAGUACGAACAAUGGGCAACGAAAGAGUGGCCCAAAGUAAGAGGUGUUUUCACGAAUAUUGACUCCAUUUGCACCUCGGUUCGACAAGCAGCUCGAGGAUACGACGAUGAUGCUGUUGGAAUUACUGGUGAAAUAGAAUCAUCAUUUAUGUAUACAACACUUUUCAAAGAAAUCGUACUUGAAAUUAACUUCGACGAAAAAAUAGGUAUUCCAGAUCUUGCCAAUUAUGCUCGUCAGCAAGAGGCUAAAAUAACCUUUAAAAUUGUACCAUCUUCACUUCAUGGUAGUGGCCAUAAAUAUUCAAUUGAAUUUGAUGAAACAAUUUUUGUUCAUAAUGAUUAUCCUUGUGGUAUAUCUGGACGUGUAUAUGAGACUUUAUCAAUAAUCGAAUCAAUUAUUAUUAAUGUUGGUAAAAUUCUAACACAAGGCUCUGCAUAUAUGUGA